AUGGCUAACAAAGUUAUCGACCACCAGCGACUUUUCCAAGCCUCGUCCAAACCCUUGUGGAUGAGACACCCAAGAUCGGCUUUUUACAUUUACCCAUUCUACGCUUUGUUUGCCGUCGCUGUCGUGGGACCAUUCCUAUACAUCCCAAACACGAUUAAAGGUAUCAAGGACAAGAAAAACUGA
This is a messenger RNA of Lachancea meyersii CBS 8951, 183 nucleotides long. The record is from the annotation of a GenBank genome assembly. Lineage: Eukaryota; Fungi; Ascomycota; Saccharomycetes; Saccharomycetales; Saccharomycetaceae.